This is a messenger RNA of Aaosphaeria arxii CBS 175.79, 2054 nucleotides long. RefSeq lists its product as uncharacterized. Gene Ontology annotation, cellular component: Cdc73/Paf1 complex; nucleus. Bases 210 to 1661 code for a protein of 483 amino acids. Gene Ontology annotation, molecular function: RNA polymerase II C-terminal domain phosphoserine binding. The record is from RefSeq and is a predicted model, not a curated record. Gene Ontology annotation, biological process: positive regulation of transcription elongation by RNA polymerase II; transcription elongation by RNA polymerase II. The transcript is spliced from 2 exons. Lineage: Eukaryota; Fungi; Ascomycota; Dothideomycetes; Pleosporales.
UUACAAUACUAAUACUAUUAACUUCGCAUUGUUAAUACUUCUAUUCACUCUUCUUCAUCGUCCUCCCCAAUCUCAUCCUUCACCACUUCCAAUUCCGUAAGAGACACAAGCGCGUAGUCUCUCCACAUCGCCCACAUCGCCACUCCAUCCCAAAUUCAAUCCCCAAUUGCUCCUCCCGAAACCCGCGCGCAAAUUCACUCACAGCCGCAAUGGCUUCCGCAGUAGCUGUCGACGCUUCUGCUUCUGCGCCCAGUCUCCCAGACAAUCUCUCCGACGAUGAGCCCAUCACAGGCAAGGUCGGACCUGUCGACAGCGAUGACGAUGGAGAGCCGCGCGACACGGUAGAAGAAAAUGGUCUUGACGACGAUGAAGACGACGACGACCUCUUCGGUGAUGGAGGUGACGACGAGGAGGAUCAGCCAGCACUUCGCACACUCGACGAUGAAGACCUGGACUCGGGCGACGACGAGGGCCGGACAGACCGUGCACCUGAAGUACAAGAAGUUGUAGAGGAGGAGGAACAGCAGACCCUCAGUUUCAUGGAUGCAGACAUCGCCAGGCAUGCUGUACCAGAGCCCAGUGAUGGCGAGCUUUACCUCCUCAAAGUGCCACGCUUCCUAUCCAUUGAGCCAACCGCCUUCAACCACAAGACCUUCCGCGCCCCAACGACAGAUCACCACUCGAAGGGCGCCCCCUCCGAGCAUUUCUCCCCGUACGACACAGCUCUCUCUACCAUCCGUUGGCGCCGCUCGCCAUCCAAUCCCGGCCAACUCCAAUCCAACGCCCGCGUACUGCGCUGGUCCGAUGGCUCUCUCACCCUGCAAUUUGCCUCGAAGCCACUCGAUCAAUACGAAAUCAACGCCAACCCCCUCGCUCCUCCACAGAUCAAGCCAAAGAAGCCCACGCCUACAUCAUUGACUGCAUCCACCGGCGCUCAAUAUAAGGAAGGAUAUACAUAUCUCGCUGCUCCGUACGAAGAGGCGCAGGUGAUGCGCAUCACGAACAAGCUGACAACCGGCCUUUCCGUGGUGCCAACCAACACAUCGAAGGACGACGCCAUCGAGAGAUUACAGAGCGCCCUCGCCAUGGCUGCAAACCGUGGAAAGGACGAUCGCGACCAGGCCAUCUCCUUCAUCGACGUGAACGAAGAUCCGGAGUUGAAGCGUGCUCGAGAGGAGGCCUCAGUCAAGGAGAAGUUGCGCCAACAGCGAGCGAGAGAAAAGACUGAAUUGCGCGAGCGGGAGAGAGCCUCAAGGCGAACAGGCGGCGGAGCUUCUCGUUCGGCCGGUUACGGUAUCAGCUCCAAUUUCCUGGAAGACGAGGAUGGUGGUAGGAGAGGCGGUGCAAGGAAGCCUAGGCAGAGGAACUUCGGCCGCGACAUGAGCGACGACGAAGACUAUGGCCGUGGCAGGAACAGGGAGGACGAGUACGACGAGGACGACGGUUUCAUCGCCGCCAGCGACGAGGAGCCCGAAAUCAUGGAGGACGACGACGAUCUCGACGAGGACAUCCUCGAGUCGCCGCCACGCCGUGCCCGCGAGACCCAGAGUCCGAAACGGAACCGGGAUAGGGAUGAUGACGAGGAGGAUGACGAUCAAGAAGUGGUGGUCAGUAGGACGAAGAGGAGGCGAGUCAUCGACGACGACGAUGAAGACGAGUGAAGAAGGGAUGGUUCAAUCGUCAUUUCUCUCGAGCAGCAGUAGUUGCCUUCGCCUCAAGUAUGUGUUUACAUACUCGCGUAGGUGGUGCAAUUGACCGCGGGCGUCAAAACUUCUCCCUCUUCUUCCGCCCACCAGGGUAGCAGCGGCGCAUGGGGCGUCAAGAUUGGAUUAAUGCAAGGCGGACGGAUUUGAGCAUGUAGUCUUUUUGGGGCUUUUACAACACAUUUUCAACCAAGUUAGAUUCAUCCCGUUCUUCUUUCCCUUUUACUCGAAAGGAGUUCAACUAUGCAUGUACCAGGCAAGCAUUCUUCCACCUCCAAUCUUCCAUACGGGGUGGAAACGGAAAGCAGGUCAGAUAAAGAAAAAGAAUGAGCAAGAAUACCCAAAUUCCAC